AAUGGCAGCUGAUUACUGAAGCCUGCAGGAUUGCUGGAGCACUUGAUCAACAGAAUGACAGCCUAUAUUUAAGUAUUAAAGUGAUGAUAGAUAGAUAGAUAGAUAGAUAGAUAGAUAGAUAGAUAGAUAGAUAGAUAGAUAGAUAGAUAAACAGGGGCGGUUCAAAUAUUAUAAUGUGGCAAUACUCGUUCUGACGUGACGUGUACUUCCUGGAAGGGUGGUGCGGUACUUUCAGGAAACAAUUGUUAAAGUAAACAGCGAGCGUAUUAUCAAGCUGGACAACUUGCCGAAGCGCUGACAAGUAAAGAGGGGCCAGAGUGUCACGAACGCGGACAUGGAGACGAGUGCUUACGGUGCAUCGCUGGCCGGUGGAGCCUUUGACUUCUGGAGCUUUCUAAAGCGACCGCAGACUAUCGCCCGGCUGUUCAGUUGGCUCUUCGCCAUAGUGGUGUUUGCCACCAUAGUUUCUGAAGGCUACAUGAAUGAGCAGCAUGAAGACAUCACUAAAUGCAUGUUCAAUCAGAAUGAAAGUGCGUGCAGCUAUGGAAUUGGUGUUGGGGUUUUAGCUUUCCUGGCCUGUGCUGUCUUCAUUGUGCUGGAUGCCUACUUCCCCCAGAUCAGCAAUGCCAACGAGAGAAAAUACAUUGUGUUGGGCGAUCUUUGUUUCUCUGGUGUGUGGACGUUCCUGUGGUUUGUGUGUUUCUGCCUUCUAGCCAAUCAGUGGUCUCACACUACUCAAUCAGCUGUCCUAGCUGAUGCAGCUCGAGCUGUGGUGACCUUUUCCUUCUUCUCCACUGCCACCUGGGCCCUUCUUACCAUGUUCGCAUUACAACGAUACCGCCAAGGGGUGGACGAGGUUGGCCUAGGCUACAAUGAUCCAUCCAGUGACCACACUUCCCCGUACCCUUCAGCAUAUACUGGUGCUCCAGAGGGUUACCAGCAUUCCCCAUUCACCGCCAGUCCUGCGGGACAGGGAGGGUAUCAGCCUCCCGCAUACUGAGGGUGAAGGCAUUUUAACGCUUCUGAGAGGCUCAUCUGUGUGGACUGUUUCAUACGCUCCACUUUUUCCUUUUCCAUAAGAGUUGAAAUUGUCACCUGGGAUUGGUGUGCUUCGCUGGUGUGUUUUUUCAUGCUUGAAAAAAAAAAAUUUAUUUAUUUUUUUAUUUUCUUCUGAUGCAAAUUCUAAACAUAACCCUAAGUGUAAUUGAA
Messenger RNA from Sinocyclocheilus grahami, 1209 nucleotides. RefSeq names its product synaptogyrin-2-like. The record is from RefSeq and is a predicted model, not a curated record. Lineage: Eukaryota; Metazoa; Chordata; Actinopteri; Cypriniformes; Cyprinidae. The coding region runs from base 335 to 1000 and encodes 221 amino acids. Gene Ontology annotation, cellular component: synaptic vesicle membrane; neuromuscular junction. The transcript has 4 exons.